Messenger RNA from Eurytemora carolleeae, 1216 nucleotides. RefSeq lists its product as uncharacterized. The record is from RefSeq and is a predicted model, not a curated record. The transcript has 10 exons. NCBI's taxonomy places the organism in Eukaryota, Metazoa, Arthropoda, Copepoda, Calanoida, Temoridae. The coding region runs from base 225 to 881 and encodes 218 amino acids.
AGUACAAAACCCAGCUGUUUCAAAGUUCUCUUUUUGUCAUAGUUAGAAUUUAUACAUCAACAGUACAUGACGUGAAUUUUUCCUAUUUAAACAAACGUCAUCAGCUAAUUGGAGUUAGAGGAAAGUGUGAUUUCACGUGUACAUAAUAAGUUUAUUAGGAAAAGCUGUACACGUACAGCUAGUUGGAGCUUUCAUCUUUCAGAAUCUGGUAUAGAUGGUUAGCUAUGAGCUAUGAGUCUGGUUUAGUACUAGCUAGAAGACAGCAAAGAGAAUAUCCGCCAGAAUUAAGACAGGAGAUUGCUCUUCUUGCCAUAGAAAUCGGUAAUAACAGGGAGGUUGCAAGAGUUUACAGCCUCAAACUUGGGUACACAGUUAACGAAUCAACAGUUAGAGGAAUUAAAAAGCGCUAUUUAGAGGGUAUACAAAGGGGUAAGAUAGCAGCACCUGCUGGCCUUCUCUUGAACUGUUUUUCUCCAAGAUCCUCUACUCUUCAGAAUCCACAUAGCACAGAAGAAGUAGGAACCUUCUCUCACGAGAGUAGUUUCGGAGCCGAGACCUCCAUUGACGGACUCCAGGGGGAGGAGGAGUGUCAAGGAGACGGGGAAGGAUUGGUUGAAGGUCAGGAGUUUACAGGAGAUGAUAUAGAAGAACUUUAUUACUCCAGGGAGGACGAGGACGUAGACCAAAUCGAGCCUGAGUCUGUUAUGAAAUUGCAGUUAGAGAUAUUAGAAGGAAGAAUGAAAGAAGAAGUUGAUGAUCAUGGAGAUUUAUCUUCAAACGGAGAUUUAGACGAACCCAACCCUUUAUCCAUAGUUGAUACUGAACCGGAGGAAGCUGUUAAACCUGCCAUACGGAUCAACAAGGGAAUAUUAUGUGUUUAAUGUUGUGUUCUAGGAUAAACAAGGGAAUAUAAUGUGUUUAAUGUUGUGUUCUAGGAUCAACAAGGGAAUAUAAUGUGUUUAAUGUUGUGUUCUAGGAUCAACAAGGGAAUAUAAUGUGUUUAAUGUUGUGUUCUAGGAUCAACAAGGGAAUAUAAUGUGUUUAAUGUUGUGUUCUAGGAUCAACAAGGGAAUAUAAUGUGUUUAAUGUUGUGUUCUAGGAUCAACAAGGGAAUAUAAUGUGUUUAAUGUUGUGUUCUAGGAUCAACAAGGGAAUAUAAUGUGUUUAAUGUUGUGUUCUAGGAUCAACAAGGGAAUAUAAUGUGUUUAAUGUUGUG